Durusdinium trenchii is the source of this 2778-nucleotide messenger RNA. The record is from the annotation of a GenBank genome assembly. NCBI's taxonomy places the organism in Eukaryota, Dinophyceae, Suessiales, Symbiodiniaceae.
CUUCUAAGGAGCUGAUCGAAAGAGCCACCCUUGCGCACUAUCCCAUUUCACAUCGCUGAACAAAGUUUUGUAGUGAGUUUCGAUCAUUGGGGUGGGGCCCCCUGUAGUUCCAGUAUUUGCUUCGGAAUCUAGUUAGCUGUCCGUCGAGAUGUGGUCUCCAUGUGCCCAGCGAAUGAGAUACAGCGUGGGGCAUUGCCCCCAUUGGUCUCCGGUGCAAACCGCUCCGAGGUCUUUUGCGACUCGGUUGGGUGUCAAGUGCCCUACCGCAUUGGGCUGCGCUCCUUCUCGCUGCUCCGCAUGGGCUGGGGAUACACCUCUCGGGCGUGGCUGGGGCUGAGCCGCGCCUCGGUCCAGCGCCGUGGCCGGCGGUGGCGCUGCGCUGAACGCCAGGAAGUGGUCUUGGAUCCAGACCUAUUCAGCCCAGAGACCUUGACACAGGCGGCAGAGCCUCUUCAACGGUAUACUUAUGAAAGCCUUUUUGGAGGCUCAGCAGCUUCUGAGAGCUCGGCCUUCAGUGUGGAUCAUCAAGUCUUUGGCAACUAUGGCAGUUUGUGGAGCUUCUUUGCCCUGGCGGACCCGAGUCGUUGGACCAUGGCGGACGGCAUGACGCCCGCCUGCCCGAGCACCUGCACAUUGGCCAUCCGAGCGGUGCGACUGUUGGCAGAGGUGGACCAGUGGCGGAACUCGUCGCCGGCCAGGCGCUUGCAGCAACUUAGCCAGCUCUCAUUGCUCUUUGGCAAGGGCGACCAGUGGGAGUCCUUGCGGACUUGGGUGUGGCCACGGCUUACGGAGCUCUGGAAGGAGGAUGCUUCCUGGAUCCUUCAAGAACUCACCGAGCCUCAACGGAGCUGCUUCGAUGCCUUGAACACCGGCAAGGCUGCAGAGGUUUUGGAGGCCUUUGGCAAUGGGAGCUUUCGGCCUCUGGAGUGUCAGGGGCCGAAGACUUGGCCUCAUGCGCUCAUCGCUGCGUCCAUGCGUCGGAGUGACGAAGGGAGAGAGGCUUCCUCAUCUCGCUCCCUGGAGAUUGGGCGCAAAUGGAGGCUUUGUGGCAUGCCAGGAGAGGUGAUGAAGCAAGGCUUCGGCCGGGGAUUCCAGGCUUCUUUGCUGGGUGCUUGGGCCGAGGAUCAUGGCUCUGCCUGGGAGGUGGAGCUCUCCCUUUUUGUGGCUCCAAGGGAUUUGUGUGUGCUGGUCGAUGGAAAUCGACUGUUCCAGACACAUCCACAGUCCUAUUUGACGCCAUGGAGCUGUUUCAUGCAGCAUGAGCGGAGAAGCUCCAGGUCUUCUGGUCAAGGUGUGGUGUCCUAUUCGGGCACUGUUGCCUUGCUCCGCUGCCGCUUCCCCACAGCCCCACAAGGGGCCGUGGAGCUGACUGUCUCUUCCACCAUCAUACCUUUGCAAGCUUUGGGAUGGUCUCUGACAGGAAUUCGCCUUUGCCCACUUCAGCCACUUUCGCCGGGUCUUCUCGCCACGGGGCCGUCUAGCAGUUCCUCUUCUUCGCGAAAGCUGGUUGUUUGCAGCGAGGUGCUUUAUUCCUUGAGAGGAGCCUACAAGUCAACGCUGGUGAAGCAUUGGUUGGAAUAUCAUCGGCUAAUCGGUGUUGACCACUUUGUCAUUUAUGACCGGGAUGGGUCCUUAGAAGAGGAUGGGGUUUUGGAGCCUUACAUCAAAACAGGCUAUGUCAGCUACUUUCCUCGCUUCUCCUUCUUCGCCUUGUCAGAGCACCAUGAUGCGGUCCAUGCGCUUCCAGGCUUGCCAUCCGCGGCUGCACCAGACGCACAGGCAGCCUCCCAUUGUCUCUUUAUGCAGCGUGGCUUGACCGAAUGGGUCUCCUUCCUGCACUCACCGGACGAGUACUUGUCCAACAAACACGGCCUACGGCAUGUGGAAGAGGUUCUAGGUGUUUUGAGACCGCUGCGGGACCAGGGGCUCGCAGCUGUUGAUGUCACUGCCAUCUACUUCACGCGAUCGAUGCACCGGAAGCCUCAAGGCCCUGUACGUCCAUCGCCCUGGCUCUUUGGGCGCUACGUCUAUCGUGCCUCAGUGCCUAUCCAACUGCGAGACUGGGGAAGUCCGGUGGCUGGCUUUCUCAACCGCUUUGGCUCCCCCCUGGUGGUUCCAGAGCGGGUGAGUGACCUGGUCUCAGCCCACUACCCUCGACCAGCUGCUGGCACGUUUUACUUAGACGAUGUGCCGAUGGACUUUCUUCGGGCCAACCACUAUGGUGAGGCCUUUCACCCGCGGCAAAUCAUUGAGGAAGAUGACACACCAGUGAAGGAUGAGAGCAUCCUUUGGGCUGAAGAGGCCAUGGCCAAUUUGAAUCUGGAGCCAUUGCCUCCAGGGCCAGAGCCGGCCGAGCCAACUUCAGGGUAAUGCGGUUUGAUGGACGGCUUCACGUUCCGCGGUGCCAGCCAUCUCGGAGAUGGGCACGCAGAUGACUUGGUGAAGGAUUCGUUGUGGACGACGAGCCAGCUGCGGUGGUUUCAGGCAAAGUGUUGCAGCAGCAGGAGCAAACAGUUGAAGAGUUGGCAUCAGUUUGAUCUGGAAGAGAGCCUGCCUCCCGCUACUACAGAUGUGCGGGAACACUUCAUGCCUGCAAUUCUUGAGCGUGGGGAGUGAAGCUGUGUAGGAUCUAUUGACUUGCAGUGGCAUGCCCCAAGCCAUGGUCAGGCUUGGUAUUCACCAAUCAGAACAUAGUCCAGUGCAGAUGGCCAAAUAUGGCUCUCGCUGCCAUUUCAACCACCUCUUGAAUGGAUUGAGAAGACGUGUGUGGAAACCAAA